CUCAGCGCCACCUCCUGAAGCCUCUUCUCUCAUUGUCAGCUCGGAUUUAACAUGACCCACUUUGUUGUUUGAGGAUGGAGGAAGAAGUAAAUUACUCUGAAGUGGUUUUCAAAAGUAAGAGUCAACCAGCUCCAACGGAGGCGAAUCACGACUUGACUGUUUAUUCUUCAGUCAAACGUGAGAAGAAAAGUGUUGAUGUUUCACCAAAGGCAAAUAAAGACGCUGGUGAUUCCACAGACAAGAGGAACAUUAGUACCACACAAAGUGAAGCAGUUAAAGCAGCUUCACGCUCCCCUCACUUCCGUCUGUUAGUGGUGUGUUCAGGGACACUCUGCAUCGUCGUAGUGCUGAGCAUCAUCGCCAUCGUCUACAUCACUAAGAUGAUGAAUGACGGGAAAGCAAACUUUGAGGCGGAGCUGGGAAACCUGACUGCAGCCAACCAGCAGCUGAUCAUGGAGAACAGCAUCCUGCUGAAAGACAUCCACAACCUCAACUGGACCAUGGGCGUCAUCCUGAGAUUCAACAGCUUUCCCGUGGACGCGUACUGCCCUAACAAAACGUGCCGGCCGUGCCAGAGCGGCUGGAUCCAGUUUCAGGAGAAGUGCUACCUGUUCUAUGAGAACGAUUCUCCUUGGCGAACAUGGGACGACAGCAGGACGUUUUGCCAAAGCAAUGGUGCAGACCUGCUCGUUAUUGACAACCCGGAAGAACAGAGCUUCAUUAGUACUAACAUCAAGCGCUACUACGAUGAUUUUCACGGGUACUGGAUGGGUUUAAAGCAAAGAGCUAACAACAACUGGACCUGGGUUGAUGGGAGAAUUGCCACGCUACAGUACUGGAUAAAAGGAGUAUUUGGUACAUCUCUUCCAUGUGCUCUGAUGAUCCCUGUAAUGAACUAUACAAGCAACUGGGCCCCAGCAAAAUGUUCAAUGUUGAACAGGUUCAUCUGUGAGAGUCAAGUCCUAAUCAAGUCAAACUAGCUUUGGUGUCUUCCAGAAAUACGUUCAUUCAAGCGAAUCUUCAAGGCAUCAAACUGAUGAACAUACUGUAGAAGUCACCUGAGUGGAGGAGCUUUUCCUGGGGGUCAGAGGGGGUAUAAGAGGACCAGUCACCAACUAACCUGCCUGCGUGCCUUUGAGCUGGGGACCUGAAGGGAACCCACAAACCCAGCUCUUGCUGUGGGUUAGGAUGCUAAGCACCACGGUCUAAAAUGCUUUUCAUACACAUAAGGUUUUGAUGGUGUAAAACAUUUGUUUUGAGGAGUGAGGCUGUGUAAAUGCCAUGAUGCUGUUGUAAAGUGAUGCUGGGAAACUCACUUCCUGUGCUCGACUUAGUUAUUUACUCAGGUUUGGAACUUGAUGAUUUGCAUAUUGUUGUCACAAGAUAAGAUUAAGUUACACUAUGACAGUGAUGUUUAAAUGUGCUCUUUUUUUACUUUAUUACUGCUCGUUUCUGCAAACCUGGUCACAACAGGCCAAUUAACUGUUACCUCAACAAACAGCGCUGCAUGUUGUUACUUUCAUACUUUAUAUGACAGACAUAGAUGUAAAAAGGUUCUGGAACUUAAAAC
Betta splendens (Siamese fighting fish) is the source of this 1570-nucleotide messenger RNA. RefSeq names its product natural killer cells antigen CD94-like. NCBI's taxonomy places the organism in Eukaryota, Metazoa, Chordata, Actinopteri, Anabantiformes, Osphronemidae. The coding region runs from base 75 to 980 and encodes 301 amino acids. The transcript has 8 exons. The record is from RefSeq and is a predicted model, not a curated record.